UUCAGAUCAGGAUGGUAACACUAGGCUGCCUGUUGUGAUUGUGAUUGAUAGUCCGUAAUCCAAGUCCAAUUGAAUCGUACAUAUACAAAGUCGGAAAUACAACAAAUACUUAUCUUGUGUUUCAGCAGAAUAUAUAUUUUGUUGUGAAGUGAAAGUGAAUACUGACUAAUAAAUAACAAUCGUGUAAUAUAGUGGACAAUAUGUUUUUAAACAUAAAUUUACGAUUUAAUUAUCUACGUAAGGUUAUUGGAUUGUAAUGAUACCAACAAGGACGUAGUUUUGCGAGCAGCAAUAUCAGUCGCAGGAAUAUGACAUCUUCAGGUGGACCGAGUACACAUCUUGGAAUGCAUUCUACUAUGGCGAGCCAAAUAGGCUUACAUGCCCCGCCGUCGGACUUUGGCUUAACAGUGGGUGUGCCAGCGCCGACGAUGGGUUAUGAGAUUCAAGCCACCCAUAGCGGUGAUUCUUCCUCUGAUUCACAAUCUCCUGGUAUGCCCACAGCGAAAGCUAGUGACCGGGAGUCCCGUAUCAUAGCAGAAAAGCAACGCCGAAGUCAGUAUAACACUCAAAUAGGUCUAAUAAUGUCCUUGUUGUCUGACAUAGUGCACUCGCAACGCAAGGUUGAUAAGACGAGCGUGUUGAGACUCGCCGCCAACAAGCUCCGCAACGAGCAUGUGUUCGGUGAUACAAUCAAAUGUGGCCACAUCGAAACAUGGUCUUCUUCAUUCUUAAAGUUUUUUGACCUGUUUGGCGGUGUUAUGUUUGGAGUCACAUGCCGUGGUCGUUUGUUCAUUGUAUCCCCAAAUGUUCAGGAAAAAUUAGGAUAUUGUCAUAUAGAUCUCCUUGGCCAAGACAUGUAUAACUAUGUUCAUCCAGAUGAUAAGGAAACUCUUCGUCAUCAUAUCUAUCCUCAAGAACUUCAAACAAGCUGUGACAGUAGACUAUUUGAACACCAUCACAACUUCCAUAUCCGCAUUAUGAGGGCUGGUGCACGUUCAGAUCCUGCUAGAUAUGAACGAUGUCGUAUAGAUGGCAUUUUAAGACGCUCUGACAAAGCAACUUCUAAUGGUGUGCAAGAUGAGCAAAUUAUUAGGAGGCAAAGAGUUAGAACAAAUAGAACAUUUUCAUCUAGUGGAAAUGAUGUAGUUUUCAUUGGCAUGAUUCAUGUACUGUCUAGUGCUAUGCCAGCUCGGAUUCUGCCUCCAACAGCUUAUUCCGAAUACUGGACAAGACAUUUGAUUGAUGGUCGCAUAGUACAGUGUGAUCAAAGUAUAUCAUUAGCUAUUGGCUACAUGACAGAAGAAGUCACUGGUACAUCAGCCUUUGUAUUCAUGCACAAGGAUGAUGUUCGCUGGGUGAUUUGUGUGCUACGCCAAAUGUAUGAUGAAAGUAGAGAAUUUGGUGAGUCCUACUACCGACUAAUGUCGCGGUCUGGACAUUUUAUAUACAUGAGAACACGAGGAUUUUUGGAAAUAGAUAGAGCCACGAAGAAAGUUCAGAGUUUUGUUUGUGUCAAUAGUGUUAUUGGAGAAGAUUAUGGAUGUAGAAUGAUGGAAGAAAUGAAAAGAAAAUAUUCUGUUAUAAUUGAUGUAGAAAAACAACAAACUGAAGUGGCAGCCAAUGAUGAUGUACCAGUAGAACAUCCAAAACGUUUAGAACGCAUUGUUAUGCAUCUUGUUGAGCCGUCAGUUAAUGAAAACAUAGACGAGUUACAACUAGUGCCUCCUUCUAAAGAAAACAUAAUUUCAGCAAUUCAAAAUAGUGAAAAAGUUGUUCAGGAGACAGGAGUCAGGUUUGACUCAAGGAAAAGGAGGAAGGUGGAUUGUGAUGAUACUAGUGAAUAUUUGAAGAGACAUAGUGGACUGCAAGAUCUUAAUGAAAUAGAUCUGUAACUGGUGAAUAAGCUUUGUGAUGUCUGUUCCUAAGAUUGUUAGUUAAGUUUUCAAAAUGAAGCAGGUGGUAUAUUUGACCAAAUGUUUCAGAAUUAAAACAAUGUUGAUAGUGAUAUGUAGUAAGUGAACAUUGAUGCAGCGGGCUAAACAUUGGUAAGUCCCACUGUGUGGGCAGACUUCAUUGACUAAAAGUUAUAAUCAUAUAACUAAAAUACUGAAAGACUGUGCCUGCUGAGGCAAUUAAGUAAAACAAGAAAUACAGAACAGAAUGACCAGUUAACAGUAUAGUAGGUAUGAAGUUAUGAACUCAACAGCUAAACAAGGAAAGUAGAUUCUCCAUACAGUGUAUGUUCUGAAGUUCAGGUAUUUAAAGAUAACACUGUUUCUAUUGGUACUUAAUAAUAAUGUUGAUAGCGGUUGGGAAACUGGGCUUCAUUUGGCUUAAGGUUUUAUCAUUAGAAAUCAC
Spodoptera exigua (beet armyworm) is the source of this 2358-nucleotide messenger RNA. NCBI's taxonomy places the organism in Eukaryota, Metazoa, Arthropoda, Insecta, Lepidoptera, Noctuidae. The record is from the annotation of a GenBank genome assembly.